Messenger RNA from Taeniopygia guttata (zebra finch), 1279 nucleotides. The record is from RefSeq and is a predicted model, not a curated record. Lineage: Eukaryota; Metazoa; Chordata; Aves; Passeriformes; Estrildidae.
UGACAUGGUGCUCAGAGGCCAUUGUGACGCGGGUGCGUGUCAUGACCCUUGGGGCUGCCAAAGCCUGCAGUGGCCACUCCCAGGAGAGCAGCGCUCUGAGGAGGCAGCAGCUUCUCUGGAGGCAGCAGCUACCCUGGGUGAUUGUGGCCAGUGUUCAGCAGAGCACUCCACAAUGCCAGAAAAGCAGGAGGCAAAUGCCCAUGGCCAGCCCCGUGAGGGGCAGCCACUGCUGUACCGGCGGCGGCACCAGGUGACCCCCAGGCAGCCACAGGCGGCACCUCAGGUCACCUGGACGACCAUCACAGCCAUCCCUGGGGGUAGGCCCACUCUGUCCCUCAGACCCAUCCGGUCACGGAGCCCAACCUGGUCCUGCACACGCAGGGGCAGCCAGUACGGCGGGCACUCAGUGCCCCGCAGCAGUGUCACAGGGCCACAGAGAUUGUCCGUGUCGGACUUGCCGCCUCUCCAUGGCCCUCCGUUGACACUGGCCCCUCCACACCAGCUCAGUGGUCAAAGCUCAAGGGCAGCCACUGACUGCGUUAAGCUGCCCCCUCUGCCAGUGGCAGCAGCCUCUGGAUCCUCUCCCAGGGGCACAGCACGUGCUGUGGGAGCAGCCUGGGACAGUGUCAAGCUGCCCCCUCUGCCAGCAGCACCAGCAGCAGCCACUGCCUCUGGGUCUUCUCCCGGAGGCACAGCCCGUGCUGCGGGCCCCACGGCCAGGGGCCAGCCAGAGCAUAGAGAGGAGCUGGAGAAGGUGGAGGAAGAGAAAAUGUACACAGAGCUCUUUGAAGACAUCUUCUCUUCCAUGGGCAAUGAAGAAAGCCCCAUGGCGUCCAGCUGCGACCUCAGGGAUCCAUCAAGUGCCACCCUGGAACCAGCUGCAGACCCCUCAGUGCCCCACAGCACUUGCAGCCUGACCGAAGAGGCCACAGGAGAGGCACAAAACUACUCAGAGCUUGUGUCUCCUGAGCUGUUGGCAGACUUGGGGUCUGACUCUGAGGAUUCGCCAUCGCUGGAAACUCUUCUGAACGAGCUCCUGGAGAAGCGGGAGCAAGAAAAAGCAUCAGAAGAGUGGGACAGAGAGCUGGAGAGCCCAUUGUCCAUCCCACCGCGAGACGAAGAGUUAGAGCCGGCACCUACUCCUCCGGACAGCGACCUCAGCGACCAGGGGCACAGCGAGCCCCUCCCCAGGGCGCUGCCCGGAGACCCAAAGGGGUUCGGGGUUUGCGCCUCGCCUGCCGAUGCCGCGGAGGAGGCCAGAAAAGCCCUGUGGGGAUGA